Molecule: messenger RNA, 2497 nt
Organism: Pezoporus occidentalis (night parrot)
Lineage: Eukaryota; Metazoa; Chordata; Aves; Psittaciformes; Psittacidae
Exons: 3
Coding region: 77-646 (189 amino acids)
Source: RefSeq, a predicted model, not a curated record
CUGGUUGCAGUGGUGGCUCCUCACUGGUUUCUCUGCUUGCCUUUGAGUGAGGAGGCAGCAGCUCAUCUUCCUCACCAUGAUUAUCCUCCUGCAGCAUCUCUUCUUGAGGGCCACAGACUUACUGCUCGCGACGACCCUUUCCUGCCUCUUCUAUGGCUUCGUAUGCAUUUCUAUCGCAUCUUUGGCCUGCUUCAUUAUCCUCUUCUCCUUUGGCGUUGUGGAGAGGAAUACUGAUGUGAAAGGGAGAGCAAUUGUCAUUCUCGUGUCCAACAGCUCCAUUGGGAGGAUGUUUGCAAGGAACCUGAAUAAAGCAGGUUUCAGGGUGUCUGCUGCACACUGGCCUCCUCGAGAGAAGGGUACAGCUACAGAAGAAGAGUGCUCCUCAAGCAUUGAGGUAGCCCAGCUCCACAUGACUGAAGAUGAGUAUCAGAAGACAAUGAAAACCUUCAUAGAAAGCCACUUAUCCCUGAAAGGCAUGUACGGGCUGAUGAAGAAGCCGUCCAUCCUGAUAUGGGAAGAAAUGGAACCAGACACACACAGCUUACCUGAGAGAAAAACCUCCUCUAAAUGGAAGAAGGUUUUCAAGGCUCCAGCCAAGAAGGAAACCCAUGGAGCGCUACACGGUAAUCCUGUCAUGCCACAAUGAAGAAAUGCUAUGGGAAGGAGCAUAGCUGGGAUCAGAAGUGACAAACUCCAGGCAGGGGAGGAUUACAGGUGGUGACUUCAAUUGCAAGACAAGAAACUGGAUGAAGACAAGAAGCACCUCCUGAACCAUGAGACAGGUCUCCGAUUCCUUUGCGAGUCUAAUAUAUGAGAAAAGAACACUGAGACUGAAAUACUGGUAUAUACACAGAAAAAACCCAAACAUCUGAGGUGAAAGGAAACAGAGGAAGAACUCUGCUGGGGAGAAAUAUGCAAGGUCUUGGUUUUCAUUAUCUAAAGGCACAACUCAGAACUGCCUGACUGAUGAUAAGAGAUGUCACCCAUCCAGGGAGACGGAUCUAGAGAGGAAAAGGAAAGCUUUCAAAACAGCUUCUGUAAGAUAUUAAACCAGCUUAAUAUCAAGCCAGAGUGAAAACCAAACAUUUUAAUUCCAGCAUAUCAAAGCACUGGCAGAGAACAUGCUAAAGCAGAAACUUCCCAAAUGAAAAGCUUGCAGUUUUAGUCUUUACAUAUUUGGCAAAUAACCUGUUCUGUGAAGGAAGCCAAACCCAUAUGUUCUGCAGAAUGUCCUAGAAAAGGUUUCCUUUAGCCAGAACCCCAUUCUGAGUCAGUCAUCAACUCCCUCCAUGCAUAAUCCCAUUCUGUGCACAUAACCUUCUGUAGUUUGAGUUGAUAACCAUUAUUUUCUCCUCCAGACCAUUGCAGGGGAUGCGUGUGGGCUGCUACAUGACUACUACUAUUCCCCCAAAGUCACUUUCACUCAAAGGAGAACAUCUGCUUGUAUACACAGCAGUGUUCAUGGCAUGAAGCUAGACACAUUAUGUGAGCAAAGCUCCUGGAGACUUCCGUGGAAGUUUUGCUUGCCCGAGGACUUGAGAAUGGCCUACAUUUGUUUAUAAAGCUUUCCUGUCCUUUGGGAUACAGAGAACUACUGCAUAGAAGCAAAAAAUUAUGACUGUGAGGCAAUACUACCACGAGAUAAAUGAUAAUAAAACUGCACUUGAAAGUGUGUUUAAUACAUAUUAGCUGUUGCAAGCUAACACUGAAGUUCUAGGCUGCUGAAGCUGAGUAAGGGACCUGAAUGCCCCCUUGCUUUUAAUUUGACUGGGAAUGAGGGAUUUGAAUUCCUGAAGUAGUCUUGAACAUUUUAUUAUUGAUGCAUAACAAAAAGAAUUGAAGUAACUUGCUCUUAAAUGCUACAAACCUGGCUAAAAGGUUUCGUCAACAUCUGUUGGGACACAUCCCCCUCAACCAUACUGCAUUAAAAUUAGAGAUUUUCAGAAAUCCCUGAAAACAUUCCAAGUUUUGAUGAACUUUUAAAAAAAAAAAACGAUCCAAACAAAUGCUUUUCAAUAGAUCACUUUGAUCCAUUUAACAUAAGUCUAUAAGUCUAUUUAAAGAAAACAAACUUUACCACCAAACCCUCUAUCCUACAACUCAGAGCAGAAAUAACUGAUCACCCAAGUCCUGUUCUUUCUCCCCAUUCCCAACUGUAAUACUUCCAUCUCUUUACUCUUUUUAAGCAAGCACAGACUUGGAUUUCAAAUACAACAGUUUUGCCUGGCAAUAGAGAAGCAGAGGGAAGCUGGUUACAUGAACGCAUCCUUUCAUCAUUUGAAAACAUGUUAGUAACUGAUCUAGGAGCCAACGCUAAUCUUUCCUGGAUGCCUGUAUGCCUCCUCUGGGUUAAAUACUCUUCAGCAUUCUCAUUCUCUUACUAGCAGUCUCUCUCCACUUUUCUCCAGGCUUUCCUCUCCUGAGUAGACAUCACCACACAGAGCUCCACUGAAGCCAGAGCCCAGCGUGCAGACACCAUCCAUCUCCACAGUGAAUG